Molecule: messenger RNA, 969 nt
Organism: Aureobasidium pullulans EXF-150
Lineage: Eukaryota; Fungi; Ascomycota; Dothideomycetes; Dothideales; Saccotheciaceae
Exons: 1
Coding region: 146-679 (177 amino acids)
Source: RefSeq, a predicted model, not a curated record
UUGGAAUCCGGUCACUAUCGACUGUUCAUUACAAUAAUAUCAAGGUUGUGACGAGUCUCACAAUUGCUGGUGCACGGCUGCACCGUAACAGCAUGUAAUCCGUCGAUUACCUAUUGUCUAUGCGCAUCAUCUACAAUUGAAGAAGAUGGGAAGGAUUCCGGUUCGUCAACGUAUAAAUGUCGUAGACUUUUCAGCAAAGAGCAGAUUCAAACCCAAAGGACGUUUCAGAAGUCGAACCGUUGUAGUUGAAGCUCCAAAUUCUAGGCGAGUGCAGGCAAGCAGCGGUCUCCCCCAUUCCGACCUCAACCGAAGAAUUCUCUUCACCCAAAUAAGCCUUUCCGCAUGCUGGAUCUUCAUGAGGCUGUCUUGGUUGGCGCAGUCGAGAUCUCAUAACGUUCAGCACGAAUCUAACACUCGGCUCCUUUGUCCAUCGACGAGCCGUCCGCGGGUUUUGGCCCUACCAUACUGCUGGGUCAUUGGCUGCCGGUACUUCAGGGCCCGGUCCUGCUUACGAGCCCUGAGCGACAAUCUCUCACUCGCCAUGCGAAUCCUCUUGCUGGAGUUGGGCAUCCCGUCGAUCUGGGAUCUGGGGUCCUGCACAUUCGUCAUGACUUCGUCCUCCACGUUGAUUUCCUACAAUUCGAACCUGCAUGAGUACCUUGGUACCAGCAUCUUGUGAAACUCCCCUUCAACCUUACUUCAGAUAUUCACGAGUUGUGUAAGCUCUCGUGACCCUUGUCCCCCUUCAGGUCUUACUCUCAGAUCACACAUCGCUUCCAUAUGCCAUCACUAAACAUCAUUGACGUGGGUGGUGUCCGGCUAUUUGGAAAGAACCACAUCUGUCGGCCUCCGGAGGCAGAUUACGGUUCCGAACGUGCUCUCACCGGGCCGAGAACCACACCUUGUUUUAUCUGUGAUUAUGCCCUACGCCGACGUUUCAGCCUCGAAGAUGCACAGGUCCAGCCCGAC